Arachis ipaensis is the source of this 488-nucleotide messenger RNA. Lineage: Eukaryota; Viridiplantae; Streptophyta; Magnoliopsida; Fabales; Fabaceae. The record is from RefSeq and is a predicted model, not a curated record.
GUUGACCAUUACAAUCAACCAAGACUACUUCAGAUAUUUUAUUAAAAAAUCUCUUAUUUGAACUUGGUGAACAAGCCACAUAGAUGACUGAGCUCGCACGAUAUAAAGCGAGCAAGAGUGAGGAGGUGACACAACACAAAAAUGGAAGAUUUGAAGUUACAUGGAUUUUGGUAUAGUCCCUUUACGAUGAGGGUGGUAUGGACCCUGAAGUUGAAGGGUCUAGCAUAUGAGAACAUUGAAGAAGAUCGCUACAAUAAGAGUCCUCAACUUCUAGAAUACAACCCUGUGCAUAAGAAGACUCCAGUGCUUGUUCAUGGUGGAAAACCCAUUUGUGAGUCCAUGAUCAUUGUUCAAUACAUUGAUGAGUUAUGGCCACAGAAUCCAUUGGUCCCUCAUGAUCCCUAUGAGAGAGCUCAAGCAAGGUUUUGGGUUGCAUAUUCUGAACAAAUGAUUCUUGGACAGAAAGACUAAGACUGAGAGACAGAGAC